Dioscorea cayenensis subsp. rotundata (Guinea yam) is the source of this 1104-nucleotide messenger RNA. RefSeq names its product tobamovirus multiplication protein 1-like. Bases 113 to 928 code for a protein of 271 amino acids. The transcript is spliced from 12 exons. The record is from RefSeq and is a predicted model, not a curated record. NCBI's taxonomy places the organism in Eukaryota, Viridiplantae, Streptophyta, Magnoliopsida, Dioscoreales, Dioscoreaceae.
CGAUCACUCUCUCUGGUUCCACUGUGUUUGUGCCCCUCGCCGAGGAAAAGAGAGAGAGAGAGAGAGAGAGAGAGAGAGAGAGAUUAGGGCUUUGGUGGCGGAGGAGAAGGAGAUGGGGUGGUGGGACGAGGUUGAUGGCUCCGAUGAGUGGCAGCGUGGCAUCUUCUACUUCCUCUCGGCUGCUUACUCGCUGGUUUCCCUCGUCGCGCUGGUGCAACUCAUCCGCAUUCAGCUGCGAGUGCCAGAAUAUGGUUGGACAACACAAAAACUAUUCCACCUCAUGAAUUUUAUCGUGAAUGGGUUGCGAGCAAUUCUCUUUGGAGUUUACCAUAGUGUCUUCCUUCUCAAACCAAAGGUUCUCGAAAUGGCCCUCUUAGAUCUUCCUGGCCUCUUAUUUUUCUCAACAUAUACACUGCUUGUGCUAUUUUGGGCAGAGAUAUAUCAUCAGGCCAGAAGCCUUCCAACUGACAAGCUUAGGCCGGCAUAUUUAUUCAUUAAUGGGGCUGUAUACACAUUACAGAUAUGCAUUUGGGCCUAUGUAGAGAUAGAUCAGAAACCUGUUGCCAUUGAAGUUGCCAAACUAUUCUUUGCAGUUGUUUCACUCUUCGCGGCCACUGGAUUCCUGAUAUAUGGUGGAAGGUUGUUUUUUAUGCUGAGACGCUUCCCAAUUGAAUCUAGGGGUCGUCAGAAAAAGCUGAAUGAGGUUGGUUUUGUAACCGUUAUAUGCAGCACAUGCUUCUUAAUUAGAUGCUUGGUGGUUGCUGUAUCUGCAUUUGACAAUGAUGCCGACGUUGAUGUCCUCUAUCAUCCUGUUCUGAAUUUAAUCUAUUACAUGUUGGUUGAGAUUCUCCCAUCAGCUCUUGUGCUUUUUAUUCUACGAAAAUUGCCCCCAAAAAGGGUUUCAGAUCAAUAUCAUCCUAUAAACUGAACUCUUGAUGGAUAAGAGCUGCAAUAAAAUAGCAGGUGCCUAAAUGAAAAGAAAGCAUCAAAGCACUGUUAUGAACUGUGGGUGUGGCUUGUAUCAUGUAUGUAAUUAUAUGUGGAAUGUCAUUCAGAUGAGCAUAAUAACCAAGUGAGAAAUAAAAUAUAGGCCUACUUAUUAAA